AUGGGGGAAGAAAAUUACACACCAGAUGGUUGCAGUAGCAGUAGUGGCACAAAGAAUCUGGAUUUUAGAGAAAUUCAAAAGGAAAUAAGCGAAUUUAAAAUUAAGCAAAACGAGACUUUCAAUUUUUAUCUAGACAGUAUUGACAAAUUGCUGCAAAAAGUUCAAAAGGCCAAAACAGAUGUAGAAGAAAAAAUAAAAAAAAAAAAAGACACCAUUAAGAGCGAAAGCGAUAAAAUGCGUGGAAAUGCAAAUGUGAAUGGCAGUAGUGUCCAGAUUAAUCUCAGCAGUGUGAAUACAAGUGAGGAAAAAAACAAGUACGAUAUUAAGGAGCUAGUAAAAGACGUUAAAGAACUGAAAAUUACAGAAAAGGGGCAUCAUAUCAUUGAUAAAACAAGAAACACCAGAAAUUUUCAACAAUGUUAA
Plasmodium inui San Antonio 1 is the source of this 423-nucleotide messenger RNA. RefSeq lists its product as hypothetical. The record is from RefSeq and is a predicted model, not a curated record. Bases 1 to 423 code for a protein of 140 amino acids. NCBI's taxonomy places the organism in Eukaryota, Apicomplexa, Aconoidasida, Haemosporida, Plasmodiidae. The transcript has 2 exons.